AUGGACGAAAUACGACAUCUCCGAGAGGAGAUUGCAGCGCGUGAAUCGGAGCUGGCCCGUCUGAGGGCGUGCCUCGCCACCAAACAGGCUCACCAAGGCAGGGCUGCUUCUGAAAACAACUGGAAAUGGCCGCUUGAGGAAGACGAAUACCAGCGUUACGGGCGACAGAUGAUUGUUCCCAACUUUGGACUGCAAGGUCAACGGGCACUCGGGCGCGCAAAGGUCUUGCUCGUCGGCGCCGGAGGACUCGGCUGCCCGGCGGCCGCGUACCUCGCCGGCUCGGGGGUCGGUGUCCUCGGCCUCGUCGACGGAGACGAGGUCGAAAUGUCCAACCUGCACAGGCAGAUUGCCCAUUCGACCGCCCGCGUGGGCACGUCCAAGGUCGAGAGCGCAAUCACGUUCCUCCGCGAGUUGAACCCGAGCGUUACGUACAGGGCUCACGCGACGCAUCUCACGCCGCAGAACGCGGGGGCCAUCGUUUCGCAGUAUCACCUGGUCCUCGACUGCACCGACCACCCGACGUCUCGCUAUCUCAUAUCCGACGUCUGCGUGCUCCUCGGGAAGCCGCUGGUGUCUGCGGCGGCCUUCCAGACGUCGGGGCAGCUCAUUGUGCUGAACAGCCCGGCCGGCAGGGGGCCCUGCUACCGGUGCGUGUUUCCCAGACCGCCUCCCCCCGAGAGCGUCGUUGGCUGCGGCGAAGGCGGCAUCGUCGGCCCCGUCGUCGGCGUCAUGGGCGUCCUGCAGGCGCUCGAGGCCAUUAAGCUCGUGUGCGGCGCUGGCCGGGGACCGGCGGAUUCUGCCCAGGCAGAGAUUCGGCCGACCAUGUUGCUCUUCAAUGGCGUGACGGACGGUGCGCCCUUCAGGUCGGUCCGUAUGAGAGGCAGGCGCAGUGAAUGCUCUGCCUGCGGCGAGAACGCGCAGCUGACUCUGGAGCGCUUGGCGUCGUCGAUGGACUACGUUCAGUUCUGCGGUGUGACGAGGCCGGUGCGGUUGCUGCGGCCGGAGGAGCGCGUCACGGCCCAGGAGUACCAGCGGCUGGCUGCCAGCGGCGCGACCCAUGUGCUCGUGGACGUGAGGGACAAGGAGCACUUCAGCUUGUCGCACAUUCCUGGAUCUAUCAAUGUUCCUAUAGGUCGCUUCACGAGUCAUCGUGGUGGUGACACGCUGCCCGAGGGCAUCCCGGCGGAUCUGCCUGCCGAUGUGCCGAUAUAUGUUGUGUGUCGGGUGGGCAACGAUUCACAAAUUGCGGCUGCAAAAUUGAAGGAGUUGGGUUUGGAUCGCAAUGGGCAUCGUUUUGUGGGAGACAUUUUGGGGGGACUGAGGUCUUGGAAAGACAGUGUUGAUGAUUCACUACCAUUUCUGUAA
Metarhizium album ARSEF 1941 is the source of this 1365-nucleotide messenger RNA. RefSeq names its product Molybdenum cofactor biosynthesis, MoeB. Gene Ontology annotation, cellular component: cytoplasm; cytosol. NCBI's taxonomy places the organism in Eukaryota, Fungi, Ascomycota, Sordariomycetes, Hypocreales, Clavicipitaceae. Bases 1 to 1365 code for a protein of 454 amino acids. The record is from RefSeq and is a predicted model, not a curated record. The transcript has 3 exons. Gene Ontology annotation, molecular function: adenylyltransferase activity; thiosulfate-cyanide sulfurtransferase activity; URM1 activating enzyme activity. Gene Ontology annotation, biological process: tRNA wobble position uridine thiolation; protein urmylation.